AUGCAAGAGACAAAAGUCGAGGGGGAUAUCGAGGAAAUAGUCAGGCAAAUAUGGGGUGGUAGAUGUGUGAGGUAUACAAGUUUAGAAGCUAGCUGCACGAGAGGGAGGAUUUUGUUGUUAUGGGAUUGCAGAGUAUGGAAAGGGGAGGUGUUACAGACUGGUGCAUACACUUUGACGUGCAAGUUUGACGCUCUUGUACAGAAUUUUCAAUGUCACAUAACAGGAGUGUACGCUCCAAAUUGUAGAAUAGAAAGGAAAGAAGUGUGGAGAGAAAUUGGUGCAGUGAGGGGAUUGAUGGAAGGUCCUUGGGCGGUUUGUGGCAAUUUUAACGUUACAAGGUACCCUUCUGAAAAACGGGAAUGUUCAAGGAGGUCCAGAGUGAUGGUGGAGUUCUCGGAUUUUAUAGAAGAUAUGGAGUUGAUAGAUCUUCGACUUAAAGGAGGAAACUAUACUUGGUUGAUUUCGGACCAUUCACCUGUGGCUCUAUACUGUGGUGCGUGGGAACAAGCUAAAUCAUACUUUAAGUUUGAAAAUUGGUGGCUGAACGUGGAAGGUUUUGAUGACAGAAUUAGAGAGUGGUGGGGAUCUUUUGAAUUCUCAGGAAGACCUGAUUACAUUUUAGCUUGCAAGUUAAAAGCUCUCAAGGGCAAGCUAAAAGGAUGGAGCAGAAGUUACGAAGGCAAUUUGGGACUGCAAAAAUCAAAAUUGCUAAGUAAACUAGCAGAUUUUGAGACAACACAACAACAAAGAGCGUUGACAGAGGAGGAAUCAGUGAGGAAAGCAGCUACUCUAAUGGAGAUUGAGGAGCAACUCAAGAAUGAAGAAAUUGCAUGGAGACAAAAAUCAAGAGCUCUGUGGCUCAAAGAAGGGGAUAGGAAUACAAAAUUUUUCCAUCGGACUGCAAAUGCACGCAAGAGAAACAACAACAUUGACUAA
Nicotiana tabacum (common tobacco) is the source of this 936-nucleotide messenger RNA. RefSeq lists its product as uncharacterized. Lineage: Eukaryota; Viridiplantae; Streptophyta; Magnoliopsida; Solanales; Solanaceae. The record is from RefSeq and is a predicted model, not a curated record.